CUGUGCUAGAAGAACUUGUUAAUAGUGGUCGUCUAAAAGGCACCGUGGUUGGUGGGAGACAGGAUAAGGCUGUGUUUGUUCCAGACAUCUAUGCCAGAACGCAGAGCAACUGGGUGGAUUCCUUUUUCAAGCAGAAUGGUUACUUAGAAUUUGAUGCAUUGUACAGACUUGGCAUCCCUGACCCAGCAGGCUACAUUAAAAAAAGGUACAAGUCCACACAACUCUUAUUUCUGAGAGCAGCUUGUGUUGGUCAAGAAAUUGUGGAUCAAGUUGAAGCCUCUGUAGAGGAAGCCAUCAGCUCUGGAAACUGGAUAGAUGUAGCAACUCUUCUGCCUAGUUCAUUGUCAAUAGAAGAUGUUGGCAUUUUGCUUCAGCAAGUGAUGAGAUCUUUAAACAAAAAUUCUUCAGGUUUAGUCUUCAAUGACACCACUGUGGUCAGUGAGAAAUUUCUAAGCAGCUGUGCUGAUCUGUUUUCUGAUACGAUGCAACAGAAAGCUGAAAAGGAAAUGAAAAAUAAUUCUGUUAAUUUAAUCACUGAAGAAGAUUUAAAACAAGCUUCUGGUUUAGAGAAUUCAUAUGCUAAUAAAAAAGACAAAAAGGAUGAAAGAAGGAAGAAAGCAACAGAGGGCAGUGGAAGCAUGAGAGGAGGAGGAGGCGGCAAUGCUAGGGAGAUCAAGAUUAAGAAAACCAAGAAGAAAGGACGAAAGGAUGCCGACAGCGAUGAAGAGUCACAAGCAACUAGCACAGGUAGGAAUAAGCAGCCGGAGUUCUCUUUCAUGUCACAAGAGGAAAUUGAGGAUGUUUUAAAGACCCACAUGCAGGAUUGCCCUGAAGAGCUUAUUGCAGAGCUUGCUGAACACCUAAUAAG
Molecule: messenger RNA, 868 nt
Organism: Mesitornis unicolor (brown roatelo)
Lineage: Eukaryota; Metazoa; Chordata; Aves; Mesitornithiformes; Mesitornithidae
Product: E3 UFM1-protein ligase 1-like
Exons: 6
Biological process (GO): response to endoplasmic reticulum stress; regulation of proteasomal ubiquitin-dependent protein catabolic process; protein K69-linked ufmylation
Cellular component (GO): endoplasmic reticulum membrane
Molecular function (GO): UFM1 ligase activity
Source: RefSeq, a predicted model, not a curated record